AUGCUGUCAACCAUGAUAAGAGUAUUUUUUUUUGAUGAUGGUGAUGAUGAUGAUGAUCUUGAGAGCAAGAAGAGCAUUUGGUGGUUUUUUGACAAGUCACUGAAACUUCACAAUGCACCAGUCUUAGAAGUAUUGCUUAUUAGUCUUGGUCCACGAUGUCCUAGUGAUGCUAAUAUUGGAAAUUGGGUUGCAAAGGCUGUUGAACGCGGUGUGGUCGUGGUAAAUUUCAAUCUUCGCUGGUCAGCAGGUCCAGCCAGAUUGCCUAAGAGCCUUUACACCUGCGAAACACUCAAAGAACUGACUCUAUCUAACAAAGUUCUUGUGGAUUUUCCUUCUUCUUCCUGCCUCCCAUCACUCAACAGACUUCAACUUUUCAGUGUGGUAUAUAAAGAGGAGGCUUCUCUCGCUAGGUUCUUAUCUAGUUGCCCUGUCCUUGGAAUAUUGAUCAUGAAAAGAAAGAAGAGUGACAAUUUGACAAACUUAAUCAUGAAAGUGCCUUCUUUAAGGAUGCUAUGGUAUCGUAGUACAACAUGGAUGGAAGAUGACACUGAUGUAGUGGAUAGCGAUAGUUGUUUGGUUAUAGAUACUCCGGCAUUAAUAAAGUUUGACGUCGCUGAUUAUUCAAGAAACUCUUGGUCGAUCGGGAAUAUGCCUUGUCUUGAGGAGGCAUAUAUUAGCGCCAGCGAUUUAUCUAUUUUUGACAAGAUCAUAACAGCUUCAUCGGCGAUCCUGUCUCUUGACUUGACUUUCGAAGAUGAAAUGCUUGUGCGUUGCAGCACCCUAAGAUUUUCUCGACUUAUAAAGUUAUCUCUAGAUCCAAAUAGAUCAGACUGGUUGGAACCACUCUUACUUUUACUUAAAAAUACUCCAAAACUUGAACAACUUUUGGUAAAUUAUGCUGUUGAUCGCGGCGUGAUCGUGGUAAAAUUCAAGCUUCACUGGUCAGCAGGUCCAACCACAUUGCCUAAGAGCCUUUACACCUGCAAAACACUCAAAGAAUUGACUCUAUCUAACAAAGUUCUUGUGGAUUUACCUUCUUCUUCCCCUUCCUGCCUCCCAUCACUCGAAAUACUUCAACUUUCCUGUGUGGUUUAUAAAGACGAGGAUUCUUUCACUAGGUUCUUAUCUAGUUGCCCUGUCCUUGGAAUAUUGAUUGUGGAUAGAAAGAAGAGUGACAAUCUGACAAACUUUAUUGUGAAAGUGCCUUCUUUAAGGAUGCUAUGGUAUUAUGAUUCAACAUGGCUGGAAGAUGACACUGAUGUAGUGGAUAGCGGUAGUUGUUUGGUUAUAGAUACUCCGGCAUUAAUAAAGUUUGACGUCACUGAUUAUUCAAGACACUCUUGGUCGAUCGGGAAUAUGCCUUGUCUUGAGGAGGCACAUAUUAAUGUCGAGCCUUUAUCUAUUUUUGACGAGAUCAUAACAGCUUGUUCGGCGAUUUUGUCUCUUCACUUGACUUUUACCGAUGAAAUGAUUCACGUACAUUAUACUGGGUGGGAUCACUCUUACUUUUACUUGAAAAUACUCCAAAACUUGAACAGCUUUUCGUAA
Molecule: messenger RNA, 1548 nt
Organism: Eruca vesicaria subsp. sativa (arugula)
Lineage: Eukaryota; Viridiplantae; Streptophyta; Magnoliopsida; Brassicales; Brassicaceae
Source: the annotation of a GenBank genome assembly